This is a messenger RNA of Pelobates fuscus (common spadefoot toad), 3408 nucleotides long. It is a transcript of the gene CSDE1, whose product is annotated as cold shock domain containing E1. NCBI's taxonomy places the organism in Eukaryota, Metazoa, Chordata, Amphibia, Anura, Pelobatidae. The transcript is spliced from 25 exons. The record is from RefSeq and is a predicted model, not a curated record. Bases 547 to 3339 code for a protein of 930 amino acids. Gene Ontology annotation, molecular function: nucleic acid binding.
CCCCAUCCCGCGGCUUUACAAGCUCUCGCGAGAACUCCGUGUUUUAUUCCUACGUAAUGUGCCGUGCUGCUUAUGGCGGCGCUGGUGAUGGUGCUGUGAGCUGUUGGGUAUGAAGUGUAACAGACCAGAAACUACCACCUGAAACUGCUGCUUCAAGUUCAGAUCAGUCAAGGAACACCUGCCACAAUAGUACCCAACAAGACCAAAGAAGAGAACUUGCGCUGAAGACACAACGCUUGAUCUGAAACAAGAAGUUUGUGCCUACUCAACAGCUACACAAGAGCACUUCCCAACGCUGCUAUUAGUCUUUGUUUUAUUCUCAGUGCUGCACUUUGCCACCGCCUAGUGCAGCGGGAGUUGUCUUUCUUAGCUCGAUAGAUCAUUUUCUCUAGCUAUCUUUUAAUACUAGCAACCGAAAACCUUCUGAAGCCUGCGCUGUCCGAAAAAAGAAAAAAGCAAAAAAAAAUUGUUUAAAUACUACUGAAAGUGCAAUACCUGAAUAUCUCAUCAAGCAUUGUAAAAUUAAGUUGAAACAGGAGUAGAAAUAUGGCAAGCACCUGGAAAGAAUUUGUUGAAUUUUCCAUGCCGUCUUCUCCCCCUACUGCAUACGUUAGUGCCAACCUGGGCAAUGCAUCUCCUGUCGGACUGACUUUAUCACCUUAUGGCCGAUCACUCUAUGUGAUGGAGAAGCUAUAUAAUGUACCAGCAGAGCCCCUCAGCCCAUCUGCAGCUGGUCUUCCCACUCACACCUCUUCAGCAUGUGGGUCUAAAAAGCAGAAGAGGACCCCUUUGUAUCAAAGAUCUAUGAGUUUUGACCCAAACCUUCUCCACAACAAUGGACACAAUGGGUACCCCAAUGGUACAGCAUUACGUGAAACGGGUGUUAUUGAGAAACUGCUGACAUCCUAUGGAUUUAUUCAGUGUUCUGAACGCCAAGCUAGACUCUUCUUCCACUGCUCACAGUAUAAUGGAAACCUGCAGGAGCUUAAAGUGGGAGAUGAUGUUGAAUUUGAAGUUUCCUCAGACCGCAGAACUGGCAAACCAAUUGCUGUUAAACUGGUAAAGAUAAAAACUGAGAUCUUGCCAGAAGAAAGAAUCAGUGGUCAGGUUGUGUGCGCCGUGCCUCAUAACUUGGAAAGCAAGUCACCAGCUGCUCCAGGCCAAAGUCCCUCAGGAAGUGUAUGCUACGAACGCAAUGGGGAGGUGUUUUAUCUGACUUAUACCCCAGAAGAUGUAGACGGCAAUGUUCAGCUGGAAACUGGAGAUAAAAUAAACUUUAUUAUUGAAACCAACAAACAUACUGGUGCUGUCAGCGCUCGCAACAUUGUGCUGCUGAUGAAAAGGAAGCAAAUGCGCUGUCAGGGAGUUGUCUGUGCCAUGAAGGAAGCCUUUGGGUUCAUUGAAAGAGGUGACGUGGUCAAGGAAAUAUUUUUUCACUACAGCGAAUUUAAAGGUGACCUUGAAGCCUUACAACCUGGUGACGAUGUUGAAUUUACAAUAAAGGAUCGAAAUGGCAAAGAGGUGGCAACUGAUGUGAGAUUGCUGCCUCAAGGAACUGUUAUUUUUGAAGAUAUCAGCAUUGAACACUUUGAAGGAACUGUAACCAAAGUUAUCCCUAAAGUACCCAACAAGACCCAGAAUGAUCCUCUACCAGGCCGCAUCAAAGUUGAUUUUGUAAUUCCUAAAGAACUCCCUUUCGGUGAUAAAGACACAAAAUCCAAAGUGACCCUGCUGGAAGGUGAUCAUGUGCGAUUCAACAUUUCCACUGAUCGAAGGGACAAACUGGAACGUGCCACUAAUAUUGAAGUACUCCACGAUACGUUUGAAUUCACAGACGAGUCCAGAGAGAUGGGUGUGAUUGCAGCAAUGAGGGAUGGGUUUGGUUUUAUAAAAUGUGUUGAUCGGGAUGCCCGAAUGUUCUUUCACUUCAGUGAAGUCCUGGAUGGAAACCAGCUCCACAUUUCUGAUGAAGUUGAGUUUACUGUUGUCCCUGACAUGUUGUCUGCUCAAAGAAAUCAUGCCAUAAGAAUUAAAAAACUUCCAAAGGGGACAGUCUCGUUUCACACACAAUCAGAUCACCGUUUUGUUGGAAUUGUGGAAAAAGAAGCAAUCCCAGCCAGUGCGAAGUCAAACAGCCCCAACAAAGGAAAGGAUAAGAAAAAGGAGAAGACAACAGCUGGCCUGGUCCCAGAUAAGAUUGUGGUAGUGGACAGAAAGGAAGGCGAAGAAGGAAUAAUCUCCUAUGAAGAUUGUGGUAUUAGGCUGACCGUGCCAUAUCAUCUGAAAGAUCUGGAAGGAUCAGCUCCUCAACCUGGCGAUAAGGUUGAGUUCAGCAUUUGUGAAGCGAAAAGGACUGGCCAGCAGAGUGCAGUGUCCAUGAAGGUGAUGGGACGCAAUUCUAACGGCAAAAGAUUCAUUGGUUAUGUUGCCACACUAAAAGAUAAUUUUGGAUUCAUUGAAACUGCAAAUCACGACAAAGAAAUUUUUUUUCACUACAGCGAGUAUUCUGGAGAUGUGGAUAAGCUUGACUUGGGAGAUAUGGUGGAAUAUUGUUUGUCAAAAGGAAAAGGAAACAAGGUCAGCGCUGAGAGGGUCACAAAGGUCCAUCAAGUUAACGGAUCAAAUGAUGAAGUGGAUCCAACAUUGUAUUGGGGUAAAGUUAUCAGACCCUUGCGAAGUGUAGAUCCAACACAGACUGAAUACCAAGGAAUGAUAGAGCUUCUAGAAGAGGUUGAAGAUAAGCAGAAGAUCACAGAAGAAACUCCCGAGGAAACUGAGGAUUUAGAAGAGGAUGACACCGAAGUGAACAAGCCAGCUAGCAUGAAAGGACAACUUAUCCCGUUUGGCAUAGUGGGAAUGAUCAAUAAAGCAGAUUGCCUCCAAAAGGGAGAAAUGGUAAAGUUCCAGCUUUGCGUUCUGGGUCAGAAUGGUCAGACAAUGGCUUGCAACAUCGAGCCCCUCCGCAGAGGUACAGUGGAGUGCGUGAAAGAUCAGUUUGGCUUUAUUAAUUAUGAAGUAGGUGAUAGCAAGAAGCUUUUCUUCCAUGUGAAGGAGAUUCAAGAUGGGGUUGAGCUGCAGGCAGGGGAUGAAGUGGAGUUCUCUGUGAUCUUGAAUCAGCGUACUGGGAAAUGCAGUGGCUGUAAUGUUACACUUCUGAGUAAAGGUCCUGAAAUGGUGGCAGCCCCUCGACCUGAUAGGUUAGUGAGUCGUUUAAAGAGCAUAACCCUGGAUGAUGCCAGUGCACCCCGUCUCAUCGUUCUACGUCAGCCUAAAGGCCCGGAUAACACAAAGGGAUUUGUCACCGAAAGAAAGAUCCGUCAAGCUGGUGUUAUUGACUGAUUUCCAUCAGCAGAAGCACAUUACCUAAUCAAACAUGAUUAAACAACAUCUCUUUGCUGCCCAUAUAAA